AUGUUGCCCAUUGACUCCCAGCUAGGUAUUCUAAUUCUCUCUGCAGUUAAUGUGAUUCUGGAUGCAGAAACUGCCCACCCCAACCUCAUCAUCUCUGAUGACUUGAAGAGUGCUAGACUUGGAAACAAGUGGAUCCAUAUGCCUGACAGUCCAGAAAGAUUUGAUAGCUGCAUUUUUGCCCUGGGCUCUCCAAGCUUCCGCUCUGGCCGUCAUUACUGGGAAGUGGAGGUGGGAGACAAGACAGGGUGGGUCCUGGGUAUCUGCAAGGCAUCCACAAGCAGAAAGGGGAACAUGACUCUGUCGCCAGAGAAUGGCUACUGGGUGGUGAUGAUGAUGAAGCGAAAUGAGUACCAGGCAUCCACCUUUCCCCCGACCCGCCUGCGGAUGAGGGAGCCCCCCAGGCGUGUGGGCAUCUUCCUGGAUUACAAGGCUGGAGACAUUUCCUUUUACAAUGUGACAGCCAAAUCACACAUCUAUACAUUCACCAGCUUCUCUUUCUCUGGGCCCCUUCAAGCUAUCUUCAGCCCUGGGACACAUGAUGGAGGGAAGAACAUGGAUCCUCUCACCAUCUGUCCAGUCGGUGACCAGGGGCCUCACUGAAAGCCCUACACUUUGCAUCUCUCUUCCAACUCCCAGCCUUGUACUUUGAACUUAUACUCUCGCCAGUUACUAUUGAACAUACAUUGGGUUCUGGGUGCUUUGGGAAAUAUAAUAAAUCAGAGAAUAGUCCUUGUGUCCUAGGAGCUUAUGGAAUAGUAGUAGAAAUAAGCUAGGUCCUCAAAUAAUGGUAAACCAAGGGUGAAGAGAACACAUAUGCUGAUGACAUGCCAUGUUUUUUUCAGAGUAGAAAGUGCAUGGCUUAAUAAACCCUUGUAUGGAUUAACACCCUAAGAUGCUCCUGCGACAGAGAUUCCACCCUCAUGUUCCCUCAGUACCCAUGGCAAGGAUAUGUCCCCUCAUUUUAUUCUCCCCUGUCUUGAGGACUUGUCUAGGGGGAAAAAAAUAAGCAAAGUGGUUUGCUAUACAUUUUUUUUGUAUCUGGAUUAAUGAACUGUGGUUCUUAAGAGUAUUGGCUGUGCCUGAUAAAUAAAUUGAUUAGAAGAUUUAAUCAUAAUUCCA
This is a messenger RNA of Myotis lucifugus (little brown bat), 1119 nucleotides long. Its product is annotated as pyrin-like. The coding region runs from base 1 to 600 and encodes 199 amino acids. NCBI's taxonomy places the organism in Eukaryota, Metazoa, Chordata, Mammalia, Chiroptera, Vespertilionidae. The record is from RefSeq and is a predicted model, not a curated record. The transcript has a single exon. Gene Ontology annotation, molecular function: protein binding.